Messenger RNA from Westerdykella ornata, 1628 nucleotides. RefSeq names its product LuxS/MPP-like metallohydrolase. The transcript has 4 exons. The record is from RefSeq and is a predicted model, not a curated record. Bases 107 to 1480 code for a protein of 457 amino acids. Gene Ontology annotation, molecular function: metal ion binding. NCBI's taxonomy places the organism in Eukaryota, Fungi, Ascomycota, Dothideomycetes, Pleosporales, Sporormiaceae. Gene Ontology annotation, cellular component: mitochondrion.
CCUCAUUGCUUGCACCACCAGGAAUCUCCAUCCACCCUCCAAUUUCCCCCAUCCCAUUGCGGUCCGCCCUCCCUUCGCUGGUCCCUCGCUCGGCGCUCUCUCCAUGAUGCUCUCCCGCUCGAGCGCCUGCCGGGGCGCACAACGCGCUGUCUGCCAGGCCGUCCGCCCGGUCCAGCGCCGAGGACUUGCUGCCCCAGCGUCGGGAUCCUUCCAUUAUCAGUCCGGCGAGUCCAAGGGCAUCAAGUACGCCAGCCGGGAUUUCGCUGGCCCCACCACCACGCUUGCGUUGGUGUCCAAGGCCGGCUCCAGGUACCAGCCGCUUCCCGGCCUCUCGGAGGCUCUGGCGAACUACGCAUUCCGGUCAACCGCACGAAGGUCGACCCUGCGCAUCAUUCGCGAAUCCGAGCUUCUCGGAGCCGAAUUGAAGGCUUUCCACACUCGCGAGAACCUGAUUCUCGAGGCCAAGUUCCUCCGCGAUGACUUGCCGUAUUUCGUUGAGCUGCUCGGCGAAGUAGCUUCGUCGACCAAGUUUGAGCACCACGUCUACCUGGAGGAAGUUCUUCCCCUCAUCCACUUCGCCCACCAGAGGUUCCUCGCCAACCCUACCGACAUGGCCAUCAACUCCGCUCACGCCCUCGCAUUCCACAAGGGUCUCGGAAACCCCACGGCAUCCUCUUCGUCCAUUCCGUACACAAAGUACCUCAACCCCCCGGUGAUUGAGGGUUUCUCCAAGACCGCCUUCGCCAAGUCCAACUUUGCCGUCGUCGCCAACGGCGCUGACCACGGCGAGCUCUCCAAGUGGGUAAGCGAGUUCUUCAACGACGUACCGGCCGGCGGUGUCGAGCAGCUCCCCGGCUCGGAGCAGACCAAGUACCACGGAGGUGAGGAGCGUAUUGCGCACGCCAGCGGAAAUGCCAUGGUUCUUGCCUUCCCCGGCUCCAGCUCCUUUACCGGCAAGUUCUACAAGCCCGAGAUCGCCGUUCUCGCAUCCCUCCUUGGUGGCCGGUCCAGCAUCAAGUGGUCUUCCGGCUUCACCAUCCUCGGCCAAAGCAAGGCUUCCCCUUCGACAUCCGUCAACACCACCAGCGCCAUCUACUCGGACGCGGGUCUGUUGUACACUACCAUCACUGGCUCUGCGGAGAACGUGGCUGCCACCGCCAAGGCCGCCGUUGAGGCUAUCAAGAAGAUCGCGGCGGGCGAGAUCUCCAAGGAGCAGUUCACAAAGGCCAAGGCUGCUGCCAAGUUUAAGGAGCUCGAGUACGGCCAGAACAUUGAGGCUGGCCUGGAGCUCACAGGCGCCGGUCUUGUGCACGGCAGCAAGCCCUACCAGAUUGACGAGGUCGCCAAGGCCAUUGACGGCGUGACGGAGGAGAAGCUCAAGAGCGCCGCGAAAUCAUUACUAGAGAGCAAAGCGUCCGUCUCGGCCGUCGGUGACCUCUGGGUGCUCCCGUAUGCUGAGGAUCUCGGCCUCAAGGCGUAAAUAGAGGGUGGUAAAUGGAGUGUGGAGGAGUUGGGGGAGGGUUGAGCGGCGGAAAACCUUUUGAUGCGAUGUUGGGGCGAAGCUUGCAAUGUACCAUUACCUGUGACCUGUCCCAGAUAGAUGUGUCUUAUAGGAGCAUAUUAUCUCG